Messenger RNA from Linnemannia hyalina, 1005 nucleotides. Lineage: Eukaryota; Fungi; Mortierellomycota; Mortierellomycetes; Mortierellales; Mortierellaceae. The record is from the annotation of a GenBank genome assembly.
AUGUCUCCAGCAGAAGUAAUUGCCGCCACCCCAGCAACCAAGCCCAGACGAGGCCUGGCAUCGAUCAAGACCAUGUUCAGCACCAAGAGACACACAGUUGCCCAGAUCCCCUCUUCUUCUGCUCCUAUCUCUGAGGAGGAUUCGAACAACACUCAAUUGCCUACACCUUCGGAAUCUCCCUCAGCCGCCGAUAGCGCAGAGUCUUCGCACUCGUCAUCAUCGUUGCACAAAGCCUCGUCGCUGUUUACGCCCAACCCGAAAAAGGCCCAAGAAAAGGCCGCCGAGAAGGAGAAGAAGGAGCAGGUCAAGCAGGCCAUCCAGCUGAGUACCGUCGACCACCACGGUGCCUUCUUGCCCCCGACCCCACUCGAGAAGGGCUACAAGGAUCACUUCAAGGAUAACGACGAAGAUUACUUUGACACCAUCAUCUCGACUCCUCCUGAGCGUGUCAGGACCUUCCUCUCUGCUGCGUCGACCAUUAGCCCCGGCAUGUUCUCUCUCCCCUCCAGCAAGAUCAAGAGACAUACUUUCACGUCCUUCCCUACGACCAACUUUUCCAAGCCUCCUACUACCGCAUCGGCUCCAACGUCUCCAACGACUGCUUCUAUGGAGCAGAUGGCCAGCUCACCUGUCAGCCAACGCCAACUCCCACCCACGGUCCCACCCAAGGAUAUGUACUACACUCCCAAAAAGCAACAGAUCCGUAACCGAGCCCAGAUCUCGUUCUUGACGGGCGACGGAUCGGACGAAGAUCUGACCGAAGCCCUCGCAGACUCAAUCGGCUCCCUGCUCUCCUCCUCAGGCCCUGCCUCGCCUUCCCAGGAGAUCCCCGACUUAAUGGCCGAUGACGACGAACACUCUUCUUCUGGGUCCGAAUCGCCCUCGUCAUCGACCAAUGUCUCACCCAGACAUUCGACCGCCUCGCUCCAGUCGUCUGGAAAGAUGAUGAAGAAGUGGCAGCCUGAGGAGCUUAGCCUUGGAGGGGAACUUGCCAUCUCGCACUAA